AUGGCUGUGUCACAAUGCUGUGAGAAGUGGCGAGAGGUGGACGCGCUCGACGAGGACGAAAGGCAUACAAAAUUUUUCCCUGCAAAACGAACGACUGAAAUACGCGCCAAGUGCGGAAAACUGCCGAGUGAAAAAUCGCAGCAGGAAAAACUUCACCGAAUUUUGGGAAAUUCGCCGAAAUUUUGCAGGGAAAACUUGCAAACCGACCCGGAGAUCAGCGGGCCAGAGGAGGUCCUGCGCCGCGGCAGCGUCCGUCGCCAUGGCAACGGCGCGAUUCCGCCACACAUGCGCACAGCGAACAGGGUGUGGCCGCCACCCGGUCGCUCCCGCGGCACGGAGGGAGGGGGCGCGCGCAGGUACCGCGAGUCGGCGUUCGCGUACGCCAUCUCGGCGGCCGGGGUGGCGCACGCGGUGGCGCGUGCCUGCAGCCUGGGACGCCUGCUCGAGUGCGCAUGCGCCGCGCCGGGCGGCCGGCGCCGAGGCGGGAGGCGGCGCGGGGGCGGCGGCGGCGGCGGAGGCGGCGGGGGCGGCGGCGGCGGCGGCGGCCGGGGGCGGCUGGGCGGCGCGGCCACCAGCCAGUGGCAGUGGGGCGGCUGCUCGCACAACAUCGACUUCGGCGUCCGCUUCUCGCGGCUCUUCCUCGACGUGAGGGAGCGCGCGGGCGACCUGCAGUCGCGCAUCAACCUGCACAACAACCAGGCCGGCCGCCUCGCGCUGUCGAGCAACACGGUGCUGCGCUGCAAGUGCCACGGCAUGUCGGGCAGCUGCGAGCUGAAGACGUGCUGGCGCGCCGUGCCCGACUUCCGGCGAGUCGGCGACGCGCUCAUGGCGCGCUUCCGCACCGCAGUCCUCGUCGACCAGUCCAACCUGGGCAGCGGUUCUCCUCUCACGAUCGCCGAAGACAACACGAGACGGCCGUCGUCCGCUGAGCGGAGCGACGAGGCGAAACCGGGGGCGGCGGGUGGCCGCGGCGGCGGGGGUGGCAGGUCGCGGGGGCGGCGGAAGCGUCGGCGGAGGCGGCGCAAGUUCCCGGCGCUGGGCGAGCUGUCGCGCGACCUGCUCUACUACCAGCGGUCGCCCACCUUCUGCGAGCGCGACCCCUCCGUCGACUUCCCGGGCACGGUGGGCCGGCGCUGCAACCGCACCUCGACGGGAACCGACAGCUGCGCCUCGCUGUGCUGCGGCCGCGGCUACGACGUCUUCCGGCAGCGGCGCGUCGACCGCUGCCACUGCCGCUUCCACUGGUGCUGCCGCGUAGCCUGCCAGAACUGCACCAUCGAGGAGUGGGUCACCGUCUGCAAGUGACGCCGCGCCGGAGUCCCACCCGUCUCUGCUGACCGCAGUCCCUGCAGCGCACGCUGCGAGGUCGUCGUGUGUGACGCGACGCCGCCUCUGACGGUACUCGCCCCACUGCGAACCGAGCGUGUCCGAGAGCCGCUCGACAAUCCACAAGAAGAACGCGUCUUGUCGCACUAAUUAGAGGGGUACUUCCCACGCAAAGGCCCUUUCUUAAAUACAUACAAUGUAUUCGAGAUCUUCACUGAUUAUCUAACGUGCUCACCGUCACGUUUCUCCGUAGGCAAAUCCUCACAUCUGCUUUCCACAGGUUUCUAAUAAUUCAGAGACGCGCGAUGCAUUAACGUUCUAAUACCCUUUCGAAGCAGGUAACUUACUUCUCAGCCGCAUGGCUAGGAAUGUGUGGAUUAUUCCUUAAGUGUUACCAUUCAAUUUGAUAAGAAAAACGCAGAGUAAAGCAACAACGGCGAAUAAAUCACAACUUUCCAAUGAAAACCAAAACCAAAACACGGUCGCUCAGUGGCUAGCGUAACAUAAAAUUUCGUACAGCAUGUACCCAAGCCACCACGUUUGUUGAAACAUUUCGAAGUGUGUGCAUAGAUCUCGGUGUCGGAUAGGAACACGUUCAGCACCAUACUAAUGUGUCAAAAAUUAUGUAUUGUGAUCUUUUAGCUUUCUUCGCGAAAAUAACGACUAUCAUGUCUAUGUGAUUAUCAGCCGGCUUGAUGUUCCCAUUUUCCUUCCACGAUAUUUCGAAAACAUCCCUAUUUGAAUGCGUCAGGUGUUAGAUGCAGAAGUGGUUGAACGAAAACUGUUAACUGGGAUGCCCUCUGGCAAUUUAUUUUAUGAAUACCAGAAGUAAUUAGCCUCAUCGUGGCAGUAAAUGGCGUGCACAGAAUUAAAGUCAGGACUUCGUCGCUUUACCACCGUAAUACUUGACUGGUGACGUACAUUAUCCAAACGUAGCUUUGUAGACGUCACACAAGAUUUCUCUGAUGUCUUCUGAGGACCUACAUUUUUCUACUUCAGAUGAGCGACAGACGGAAAGUAACGUGUCUAAUCUCUUACAAAAUAAUUUUUCCGUAUCUUAAAACGGCGUGAGACACCUAUAGUGUGAUACUAAUGACAAAUUCUAUACACGAAUGUUCGAAUAUUGACUUCUUGUGUUAGUCUCUCACCUGAAUGUCCUUGCUUAUAUGUAAACCCAUGAUACGUCCGUCCACUUGCGUAAAAAUAAUGGUAGUCAUCCGUAAUGGUCAACCACAUCGCUAAUUAGCUGUAACAGCUUACCAUCGUAUCCUGCAGGUGUGAGGAAAACUUUCAUUUUAUUAACGUCAGUAUUAAUACUUUUUAGUUUUAAUUCAUCAGUGUGUACUGGUUCCUUUCUUAUCACUCCACCCUCUCCCACAAACAGGUCAUUAUCAGCUACUUUCCACGAUCUUUUGCGUCCGCCUCUCGCUGCUUACUUCCAAAAAAGACUAACUUCAGAAUAAACACUUUAUAAUGUGCACUUGGAGCGAAAAUAAUUAUAUUGUAGUAAUUUUUGGACGGAGGUGAAUAUAAUACCAAAGAUGCAAGUUUCAUCACAGAAAGUGGUAACACUAAAAAAUACAUCACUUACGAAAACUAAGCACUACUUUAGCGAGAAAUCAAUAUACAUAGGUCAAACAGAAGAAACUGUCUGCCGUGAACAGUGGUUCCGAAUGACUCUAUUAUUCUAUGUUUACAACAAAAAAGUCUAUAAUCGCAAGUGAUAAUGAUGAGCUUACUGUAGAGGAAUUUUCCCCAGUUGUACUGUCUUGGUGUUUCACUUCUUUGUGAAGUUGAUGAAUACAUCCUCCAACUAUGAACCUAAUAGGGAGCGCGAAGAAUACUUAGUACGACAGAUUUUGUCGUAGGACACGUGUGAAUUAGCUCUGUGCGUUAUUCUUCCCAACGAGGUCCUUCACUCCAAACCACUUGCGGGUGGGAACCAGAAACAUAUUGGGCGUAUAAUUCUGUAAUGUAAUCAUAGACGUGAAUUUUACCCCAUUAAAUCAACAACUGCCAAACAAAUAGACUUGUACAAACUUAUCCACGUCUGAAUACCUAUUCCGUACAGACACAAAGUGAACUAUGUAUAGGUAUCAUGGAGUCCUUGGUUAUUUUCCUGUUUUUAUAACUGAAAUACAUUUUAGAGGGGCAUAUUUCCCUGGUUUUCUGAAUUGUCCGUAGUCUCAUUACUACCAGUGCUCUGCUGUCACUUUCAGGACUUAGUUGUUUUACGACGUUAAUACGGUAAUGUCAUAGACAUCGCAGAAGAUUUCCUUCAUGUCCUCUGAGCACCGACAUCAUAGUAAUAAUUAAGAUUCAAAUGGAAAGAGACGUACUUUACGUCUUACAACACAAUUUUUCUAUAGUGCCAGUUGUAAUGAGAACACAACGCUUAGCGAGUUCAAUAUUAACCAGAAGGACAUGGGUGAAGACAUUUUCAGUAUAAAUAAAAAUACUAAAGUUUAUACCUACAUAGAAGGCGGGUGAAGAAAGAGCAUGUUACUUUCGUUACACUAGUGUAAUUUCGAUGUUAGGAAGAACUCCGCUAACAGCUGGUAAAAUUGUUGUUUAUUAUAACAUAAUCGGUUUCGCAGCUUUAAGCCGCUUCAUCAGGUGCAACAAUGUUAAAAGAUCAUAGACAUAACUAUCGCUCCCAAGCCUUCUUUGCCUUUCGCUCGCCAAGGUGUUUACGAUAUUCUUUAGACAGUAAAUUUUGACUAUGAGCGAUGGGUAUGCCUAUGAUCUUUUAACGUUGUUGGCCGUAAUGAUGAGGCUUUAAGCCGGAAACCAUUUGUUUUUAAUAAACACCUACAACAAUUGUACCUGCUGUUAGCGGAGUUCUUCCCAACAUCAUAGAUGGGGUGUGGUGCCUUAGUUACUAGUUUGGACAGCUACGAUCUGUAAACUGUAAAACGGUAUUUCUUCAGAGCAAAGGAAAUCCAUGAUUCGCUGUGUUCCAUCAUAUUCGAUGUAUAUUCGCACAG
Schistocerca serialis cubense is the source of this 4313-nucleotide messenger RNA. Its product is annotated as protein Wnt-10b-like. Gene Ontology annotation, molecular function: frizzled binding; cytokine activity. The record is from RefSeq and is a predicted model, not a curated record. Gene Ontology annotation, cellular component: extracellular region. The transcript is spliced from 5 exons. Gene Ontology annotation, biological process: canonical Wnt signaling pathway; neuron differentiation; multicellular organism development. NCBI's taxonomy places the organism in Eukaryota, Metazoa, Arthropoda, Insecta, Orthoptera, Acrididae. The coding region runs from base 1 to 1305 and encodes 434 amino acids.